AUGUAUAUGCGCAGUAUUCUGCCUCUGGCAACGUCCAUUUUUUCAGUUUUUGCCUCAGGCUUCAAGCCCGAAGAUAUCAUCACCCGUGAUGUUUGUAUCCUUGGUGGUGGCGCAACAGGCACUUUUGCCGCCGUUCAACUGAGGGAGCAAGGCCAUAGUGUGGCUGUCGUCGAGAAGAAAUCAUUCUUAGGAGGUCACGCUGAAACCCUUUACCUACCCAAUGACGAAUAUGUCAAUUAUGGAGUUGAAGGAUACUUCAACAAUGAAAUCACCAAAAACUUUUUCAAUCAGCUCGACGUUGACUAUGAACUCCUCUUACCGGGCUCCAUUAUUUCAGAAAAUCUCAAUUUCAACACGGGCAAGAGAGUUCUCCCCGGUGAUGGAAUUCUAGGCACUGUUGCGGGUGCUGUUCUGUACCGCACAGCCAUUGAACAAUUCGAUUACCUCUCCACCGGUGCAUACUACCUCCCCGAUGAAAUCCCCGAAGUUCUUCUCCGUCCCUUCCGAGAAUUUGUCGAAACGCACGCCUUGGAAGGCGCAUUGAAUCUGAUAUUCGAAUUCGCCGAGAACGUGGGUAAUAUACUGGACGCCCCAUUGAUAUACGUGAUCCAGAACUUUGGAAUCCCCCAGAUUGACAUCCUAUUGGAGGGAGCAUACAUUCGACCAAAGAACGGCACGGGAGAGCUCUUCAGCAAAGCAACAACUUACAUUGACGAAGAAAACAUUUUCUUCGAGACCACGGUCUCCCAGGCGAAGCGCAACUCCACUGGCGUGGAAAUGAUUGUGGAGAAUGCAGAUGGCACGCGCAAGCUUAUCAAGGCGAAGAAGCUCCUCAUUACCCACCCUCCGACCAUUGACAGUUUGAGUGGUUUUGAUCUCCGCAAAGAUGAAUAUACCUUAUUCUCAAAGUGGGAACACAAGAACUAUUACGCUGCCGCCGUUACCAACACCGGUCUUCCUGAUGGAAUCAACCUUGUCAACACCAACCCAGAGAACCAGCCGGGGAGUCUCCCGCUACCCCCUUUCAUCUGGGAACUGGAAUAUUCUGGAGUCUCAGGUUACUUCAUGAUCAAGAUGGUUGCUGAAGGCAACUUUACUGCUGAAGAAGCCAAGGAUUUGAUCCGAUCUGAUAUCUUGCGCAUGAAGCAGGCCGGCACUUUCGAAACUACCGAGCCGCAGAUUGCUGCAUUUGCAUCCCAUUCACCUGAGACUCUUAUCGUCUCGGUGGAUGAUAUCAGAGACGGGUUCUAUAAGAAACUGUACGCUUUACAGGGACAACAGAGCACUUACUACACUGGAUACACUUUCUGCACUGACUAUUCGACGCCGCUGUGGAACUAUACCAGUAGUAUUUUGGAGAUGAUGAAUCUCUAA
Messenger RNA from Penicillium verhagenii, 1374 nucleotides. RefSeq names its product NAD(P)/FAD-dependent oxidoreductase. The transcript has a single exon. Gene Ontology annotation, molecular function: oxidoreductase activity. Bases 1 to 1374 code for a protein of 457 amino acids. The record is from RefSeq and is a predicted model, not a curated record. Lineage: Eukaryota; Fungi; Ascomycota; Eurotiomycetes; Eurotiales; Aspergillaceae.